AUGCCCACCCGCCCCAUCAAGACCGCCGUGCUCGGCCUCGGACUAGGCGGACUCACCUUCCACAUCCCCUUCCUGCUCGCGCUCCCCGCACAUUUCACCCUGCACGCCGUCCUCGAACGCACGCCCGAUCCCGCGCAGCCCAAAGGAAAGGUCGCAGCGCGCUUUGGUGCGAUCGCAAGAGACGUGAGGGUUUACCGGACGCUGGCGGAGGUGCUGGGGGAUGGGGAGGUGGAGCUGGUUGUGGUGAGUACGCCGAGUGGGAUGCAUUGCGAGCUGGCGAGGAGGGGGUUGGAGGCGGGGAAGCAUGCUGGUUCCCAGCAAUACAUCCUGCUCGAAGCAAAGACCGACUCACAUGCUGGUACAGUCCUUGUCGACAAGCCUGUGACAGCCACAGCAGCCGAAGCCCGCGAGCUAGCCGCGCUCGCCAAAGCAAGAGGGCUCGUCCUGUACCCAUACCAGAACUGCCGCUUCAACGCCGACUUCCUCGCCCUGCGCAAGCUGCUCGCGCUCCCUCCGGACGACCCGCGCUCGCUCGGCACGCUCGUCGAGUUCGAGUCCCGGUAUGAUCGCUACCGGACGACGAUCAGGAACAGCUGGAAGGACGUGCCUGCGCCGGCGAAUGGCCUCACGUAUGACCUUGGCUCGCACCUCAUCGAUCAGGCUCUCGUCUUGUUCGGGCGUCCGGAGAAGAUCACUGCGUUCAUCGAGAAUGUGCGAGGCGUCGGCAGCGAAGAGGUGGACGACUGUUUCACGAUUUUCCUCCGCUACCCGCCCCGCCCUGCCGCUGUGCACACAGACGUGCAACCGACAUCGCUCACGGUGAUCCUCCGCUCGCACAUCCUGUCCGUGCGCUCGCCCCAGCUGCGCUACGUAGUGCGCGGCACCACCGGCACGUACACCAAGUUCGGCAUCGACGUGCAGGAAGCGCAGCUCAAGGCGAUGGCUAGCCCGACAGAGAUCGUCGACUCGCCUUCCUACGGCAGGGAGCCUGAGGAGCUUUGGGGCACGCUGGAGAACCUCGCGGCGGACGGGGCCGUCUCGCGGACGACGUGGUCGACGAGCGAGAGGGGGAGUUACGCCGCGCUGUUCGUGAACCUAGCGGAGACGAUCCGGGAGGGGAAGGCACAGGUGGUCAAGUGGGAGGAAGCGAGCGACGUAAUCGAGAUGAUCGAGCUCGCGUAUCGGAGUGCGAGAGAGGAGCGCACCGUUCCCGUCCCUCCAUUUGCGUGA
This is a messenger RNA of Laetiporus sulphureus 93-53, 1230 nucleotides long. Its product is annotated as oxidoreductase. Lineage: Eukaryota; Fungi; Basidiomycota; Agaricomycetes; Polyporales; Laetiporaceae. The coding region runs from base 1 to 1230 and encodes 409 amino acids. The record is from RefSeq and is a predicted model, not a curated record. Gene Ontology annotation, molecular function: nucleotide binding. The transcript is spliced from 5 exons.